This is a messenger RNA of Carassius auratus (goldfish), 3232 nucleotides long. RefSeq names its product MYC-associated zinc finger protein b (purine-binding transcription factor) (gene mazb). Gene Ontology annotation, biological process: regulation of gene expression. The record is from RefSeq and is a predicted model, not a curated record. Gene Ontology annotation, cellular component: nucleus. The coding region runs from base 695 to 2095 and encodes 466 amino acids. Lineage: Eukaryota; Metazoa; Chordata; Actinopteri; Cypriniformes; Cyprinidae. The transcript is spliced from 7 exons.
AAAGCGACGGAAAUAGGAGGAGAGAGAGAGCCAUCCCUUUAACAACAACUGGGACAUAGCGGAGAGAGGAAAAGGAGAGGAGGGGGUAGAAGAAAGAGGAAUUAAAAAAGAAAAGGAAGAAAGAGACAGGGAAGGGAGGGAGAGAGAGAGAGGGCGCGCGAUAAAAAAAGAAAGAUGACAUCCUGUGAAUUGAAGCGCCGAGGUGGAGCGGCGGGCUGCGGCCGGGCUCGAGUGUUAUUCGUCCGGGUCACGGCUUGAAAUCGACAGCGAGGCUUCGACAAACACCCGAACGGCCUGUCGAGGGGAUCGAGGAAAAACACUGAUUUAUCCAUAGUUUCAAAUGCGUCAAGCGCAUUACAUCUAACCGCUGUUUUAACGUCUAUAUGCAUCAACUCCUGUUUUAUAAUGCAUGGUGUAAGAGUGUAGAAAUUACGUUUAUUGCUUCCGAUGUUUAAAGUCAUGCAGAUGAAUAAAUAGCGCGUUGUUGUGAUGUAUCGGUUAAAGUUGCAUAAGAGCAAAGUAAACACUAAAUAGCUUGUCUGCUAAUCUGAGCCGUUCAUUAAAUAAAGUGAUUUGGAGAAGAGUUUAAAAAAACAACAACUAAACACUGUUUGCAAACUACAGAAGAUUUAUAGUACGUUAUUAAUCUCGAGGAUCGUGUAGUUGAUUAUAAUAUUCAUCGCCGGGGAACAAAAUGGAUGCCUCGUGGAGUAAUUUUCUCUUCCAGACCACACCCUCCCAGAGUCAAGUGGAGGGGACCCUCCAAUCAGAGCUUAUGCCUGGCCACACGUCAUCUCCUCAAGCCCCGCCCACCGAGCACAUAGCUCCGCCUCCAUCGACAGUGGACACUGCUGCUCUCAAUGAGGACCCUGUACCUGUGAAGCCAGUGUCCAGACCGGCCCGCGCAGCUCAUAUCUGCUCAAUUUGCAGCAAGCAGUUCAAAAACAGCUACAACCUGCGGCGCCAUCAGUCCGUCCACACCGGUAUCCGCAUGAAGGGGGGGUCCCAGAGCCAAGAGGGCGUGGCUAAAGAGAGUGCCGAAAGACAAACGGUCCCCCUCUCUCUCCUUCACCUCUCCAUACCCCAGCAGCAAACCCAAACGCUGACCACUCUUGCUGUUCUGCCCCCUCCACACACACAAGUCCUGGCCACUCAGGAUGGAAACAAUGUUGUGAUGGAGAGCGUGACUUCCACUGUGACCGCCCUCCCGCCUCCGGCUGCUGUUGUCAUGGCAACAGGGGAGCCUAUACAGAGGCCAGUAACCCAGAACCCCAACCCUGUGCGUAAAAACCACGCAUGUGAGACGUGUGGGAAAGCCUUCAGGGAUGUGUACCACCUGAACAGACACCGGCUCUCCCACUCGGACGAGAAGCCAUUUUCCUGCCCCAUCUGCCAGCAGCGCUUCAAGAGGAAGGACCGCAUGAGCCAUCACGUCAGAUCCCACCAGGGAGGCGUGGAGAAACCCUACGUGUGCCCGCACUGUGCUAAAGCUUUCUCGCGGCCUGAUCAUCUCAACAGUCAUGUCCGACAGGUCCACUCUUCAGAAAGACCCUUCAAAUGUCCGACGUGUGAAUCGAGCUUUGCCACACGUGACCGUCUGCGUGCUCACAUGAUCAGACAUGAAGAGAAGGUUCCGUGUCACAUCUGUGGAAAACUGCUGUCUGCAGCCUACAUCACGGAUCACAUGAGAGUGCACAACCAAUCACAGCAUCACUCCUGCCAUCUGUGCAACCGCAGUUUCACCACGCUGACGUACCUGCGGGUCCACGCUCAGAAGCACCACGGUCAGGAGUGGAAGGACAGCGGCGGAGGCUUCGGCACCUCGGGCUCCGGAGGGGUCCUGGUCUGUCAGCUGUGCGGCGUGCACUGCAAGACCCCCACACAGCUGCAGGGCCACAUGGGUACCCACAACCCCCCUGUGAGUGACCCUCACCCCACCACCACCACCACCACCACCACCAGUGAGGCGGUGCCCGGCAGCAUGGUCACCCUCUGCAACAUGGUGUCGGCUCCCACGGUGUUCGUGAGCGGGAACACGGUGGUGGAUCUGCUGGUGACCGACUGCUCCAGCAUCAUCCCACAACCUCAGAGCUAGCAGAGCAGGCCUGUAGUGCACACACACAUGCAACACACACACAGCCAUUUAUUACACAACUUAUUACACUAAAGAAGCCAAGGAGAAACUGUGAAGAACGGCAUUCUGAGUGAAAGUUGCUCAUGUUUAUGACAUGCACACACACAUACAAUGACAACUACUGUAGCAUGAUAGAUUUUAAAAGAACACCUCUCGAUUAUGCAGACAUAUUGAGACAUAUAGUCGCUUUACAUGUAUCCCUCUCAAAACCAGAUAGUUAAUAUGAACAAUUUCUUGUCUUGCUGAGGAGGCAGGAGGACGGUUUGGUCUUCCUUUAGCUAUCUUGGCUCAACAAGAAGGAUCAGGGCAUAAAGGCUGCAAAAGAGACUUAUGGGGCUGAUUUUUUUAUUUUAAAUGUGCAGUUCACCCAAACAUGAAUCAUUCACUCCCCUUCAUGAAGACGCCAUGACUUUAUAUUACAAAAUGGAGCUUUUUUUUUUUCCUUUUUGGAGCUUGACCGUCUUUGGUGUCUCAUUCAUUUCAAUCGCAUGGAAGAGAGCAGCUCGGACAUUCUGCUAAGUUUCUUCUUUUGUGUCCUACAGAACAAAAUAAAGGCUCAAGGGUGAGUAAAUGAUGGGUGAACGUCGCACUGACUCAAUCCACCGUUUCUCUUUCACGGGCUUCUUCUCUCUCUUUGACCUUCUCUGCUCUCUUGGCCGCAGGACUCUGAUGAUACUGUGAUUGUGUGUUGCUACUGUAUUUCUUCUGCCUGUAAUAUGAUUUCCACUUUGUUUGCCAGACCUCCACUGCCAUAAACUGGCAUCAAGAUCCAUUCAUAAGUAAUAAUAGCAGAAGAAGAUCCGAGAGGUUGCAUUAGAUGAAAGAGGAAGGUUUGAGAGAAAAGGGAGUUGAAUUGAUAGUAAUGUUCUACUGCCAGCAAAAACUGAUUUGCAUAUACACACUGAUACACAAACACUGUGUGAUGGAUGUUGUACCUGACAUGUCCAGGUCAUAUUUCACCCCAAAAUCAAGAGGAAGACAGAACAAACAUUUCCUGACUUUUUAGGUCCGUAAAGAUUUUUGUCAUUGUGACAUUGUUUUAAUGAAUUUGUGCACAUUUCUCCUUUAGUUCCCAGAAAUACAUUUCGUAGUUCCAAA